Plasmodium vinckei vinckei is the source of this 1350-nucleotide messenger RNA. Its product is annotated as lysophospholipase, putative. NCBI's taxonomy places the organism in Eukaryota, Apicomplexa, Aconoidasida, Haemosporida, Plasmodiidae. Bases 1 to 1350 code for a protein of 449 amino acids. The record is from RefSeq and is a predicted model, not a curated record. Gene Ontology annotation, cellular component: membrane. The transcript has a single exon. Gene Ontology annotation, molecular function: lipase activity.
AUGAUGGAAGAAAUGGAAUUGAAUAGUGACGAAUUAAAAAAUCCUACAGUAGGUAAAUUAGAUGGCGAUCCUAAGAUAGGUUGGUUAUGUAAUAAAAAUGGUUUACUUUUAAAAACAUAUAGAUGGCUAGCUAAAAAUGCUGUAGGAAUUAUAGUGUUAAUACAUGGAUUCAGAGUUCAUACUCGAUUAAAUUUUAUGAGAAUAAACUUAAAAAUGCCAAAUAACAACGAAGGCGUAAUAGUAGACACUGAUAAUUACUAUAUUUAUAAAGAUAGUUGGAUUGAAAAAUUUAAUCAAAAUGGCUAUUCAGUAUAUGGAUUAGAUUUACAAGGACAUGGAGAAUCACAAGCAUUGAAUAAUGUAAGAGGCAAUUUUACUUCUUUUGAUGAUCUAGUUGAAGAUGUAAUACAAUAUAUGGAUCAAAUUCACGAUGAAAUUUCAAAUGAUAAUCAAAAGGAUGAUAAUAUCUCAAAUGAUUAUAAAAAGCGUGAUAAUAUCCUAAAUGAUAAUCAAAUGAAUGAUGAAUCUUAUGAUAUAGUGACAACUAAAAAAAAAAAACUUCCUAUGUAUGUUAUUGGAUAUUCGAUGGGAGGAAAUAUUGCUUUAAGAGUGUUACAAACAUUAAAUAAAGAAAAAGGAUAUAACAUUAAUACUGGAAAAUCGAAUAAAAAUAAUAAAUGUAAACCAAUAUUAGACAAUUCUAAUAAUAUUAAUGAAAUUGAUAAUGAUAUGAAUAAUUCUAAAUAUAGCGAUCCAAGUACUUUUAGUGCUAGUACCUCUGCUACAACAGAUGCUAUUGCUAGUAGUAAUGAUAAGCAUGUAGGAUACCAUAAUUAUUUAGAUAAAUUCAAUAUUAAAGGUUGUGUAUCUUUAUCUGCUAUGAUUAAAUUAAAUGAAACACGAAAUGUUGGAAAUGCAUUAGUUAAGUAUUUGUAUUUACCUGUAUUGGGCCUCGCAUCUUUUGUCGCGCCUAAUGCAAUACUUCACUCAGAUCCAAAUUAUAAACAGUUCGAAUAUAUUAAUAAUACAUAUAGAUAUGAUAAAUUUAGAAAUUCUGAUGACACACAAUUUAAAUAUGUAUAUGAACUUAUAAAAGCAACAGUCACAGUGAAUUCCAAUAUUAAUUAUAUGCCAAAAAAUAUUCCUAUAUUAUUUGUGCAUUCAAAAGAUGAUAGUGUUUGUUAUUAUAAAGCGGCUGUUUCGUUUCACAAGAAAGCAAAAGUUAAAAAAAAAGAUUUACAUAUUGUUGAAGAUAUGGAUCAUGCUAUAACGGCGGCGCCAGGAAAUGAAGAAAUUUUAAAAAAAAUUAUUGAUUGGAUUUCUGAUGUAAGAAGCAAUGAUGAAAACUAA